Molecule: messenger RNA, 1997 nt
Organism: Dioscorea cayenensis subsp. rotundata (Guinea yam)
Lineage: Eukaryota; Viridiplantae; Streptophyta; Magnoliopsida; Dioscoreales; Dioscoreaceae
Product: general transcription and DNA repair factor IIH subunit TFB2
Biological process (GO): nucleotide-excision repair
Cellular component (GO): transcription factor TFIIH holo complex; transcription factor TFIIH core complex
Molecular function (GO): double-stranded DNA binding; ATPase activator activity
Source: RefSeq, a predicted model, not a curated record
UUUCUUCUUCUCUACUUUCCCUUCUCUGAUUUUUUCCUCUCUCAUCUCUUGAUCUUGUUAAAUGGUUGUAGGGUUUCAAUUCCCUUCUAUCUCUGUGGUUUUCUUGAAUCUUAUGCUUCUAUUGUGUUGGUUGUUAUUGUUGCUUGAAUCUUAUGUUUCUAGUGUGUUGGUUGUUGUUGCUCGAAUCUUUUAAGUGUGUAAUUUUGCAGUUCUUGCCUCCACAUUCAGUGUGUUCUUUUGUUCAGAUUUGGAAGCGGACAGUCUAUUUAGGAACGGUUUUGGGCGGCGCAGUUGAGCAUUUGGGAAGCGAAAUCGAGAGGGAACGAAGCCCUAGAUUUCCAGUAAUCGGCCUCCUGCGUUGAACGAUGCCGCAGGUACGGAUCGUGGCGAAGAACUUCAUGGACAUGGUGGCCGCGCUGCCAGCUAUGAAGCUCGAUCAGCUCUACGAUAGCUCCUUCAUCUGCGAGGCCGUCCUCAGGUCACUGCCACCUCUAGCAAAGAAGUAUGCUUUGCAGUUACUGUUUAUUGAUACCCCUGUCACGGCCAAGUCCAUUGAAGAAUGGGUGCUCUCUGACGGAAUUUCGAAGCACAAAGUCGCUAUUGAUAGGCUGCUUCAACUUAAAGUAUUUAUUGAAGUUAUUGAUAGGAAAAAGGAGGCUAGUUACAAGUUAAACUCCAAAUUCCAGAGCAACAUGCAGAGAUACUUAGUUCAUGGUGGAAGCUUACCAAGAGAGCCAAUGCCUUCAAGUGUCACUGUGAGAUUGCCGACUUCAGAAGAUCUGGAGGCCUAUGCCCUUGAGCAAUGGGAGUGCUUCUUGCUGCAACUUAUAAGCUCAGCUCAAGCUGAAAGACCAACAAGCUUCAGUCCUUCUAUGAUGAGAGUUUUCCAGAGAGGUCUUCUGAGUGCAAGGGAGAAUGAAGCACCUAGGUUAACUGAGAAUGGUUUCCAGUUCCUGCUGAUGGAGACAAAUGCACAACUUUGGUACAUAAUAAGGGAAUAUAUUUCAACCGCUGAGGACCGUGGAGUGGAUCCCACAGAUUUGAUUUCGUUUCUUCUCGAGCUUAGCUUUCAUACAAUGGGCGAGGCAUACAAUCUAAAUACGCUAACUGACGUCCAAAGGAGUGCUAUUAAAGACCUGGCAGACCUUGGAUUGGUAAAGCUCCAGCAAGGCAGGAAAGAGAGCUGGUUCAUACCUACCAAGUUGGCAACUAACCUUUCAGUCAGCUUGUCAGAUUCAUCUUCCCGCAAACAGGGAUUUGUUGUGGUGGAAACAAACUUCAGAAUGUAUGCUUACUCAUCCUCCAAAUUGCAUUGUGAAAUUCUACGGCUCUUUUCAAGGGUAGAAUAUCAACUACCAAAUCUUAUUGUUGGAGCUAUAACAAAAGAAAGUCUAUAUAAUGCUUUUGAGAAUGGUAUCACAGCUGAGCAGAUUGUUUCCUUCCUUCAGCAAAACGCACAUCCUCGGGUUGCAGAGAAGACGCCUUCAGUCCCAGAGAACGUUACUGAUCAGAUUAGGCUAUGGGAAACUGACAGGAAUAGGGUUGAAAUGAUUCCUUCUCAUCUUUAUGAAGACUUCCCAUCCAAGGAUGUCUUCGAAGCUGCGUGCGAUUUUGCUAGAGAUGCUGGUGGAUUACUAUGGGAAGAUUCAAAGAAGAUGAGAUUGAUUGUUCGCGGAGAUAUACAUCAACACAUGAGGGAUUUUUUCCGUCGUCAAAAAUAAACAAAAAUAAUACAUUUUUUUCCCAGUAAUUUAUUAGAAUAUUCAAUUGCCCACUUGCCUAUACUCUGGUUUGUGCAACAGGUUUCUCCAGAAUUUUUGCAGACAAAUUGGUGGAAUUUAUCUGCAGCAAUUCAAACAAUUUUGUGUAUUUCUGCAAUCCUUUGACAUUCUGUUGUUCAAAUAUGUGUUCUAAUAGCUCUGUCAGGGUUGACAAGAACACUAUUAAUUUGAGAGCGUAUGUACAUAUAAUUUUCAAUGCAGGGCUUGAUUCCAGUC